Umbelopsis ramanniana AG is the source of this 803-nucleotide messenger RNA. RefSeq lists its product as uncharacterized. The transcript is spliced from 5 exons. The record is from RefSeq and is a predicted model, not a curated record. NCBI's taxonomy places the organism in Eukaryota, Fungi, Mucoromycota, Umbelopsidomycetes, Umbelopsidales, Umbelopsidaceae. The coding region runs from base 24 to 554 and encodes 176 amino acids.
CAUCCAUACCAAUUAUAUCGAUCAUGGCUUCCGCCUACUAUUAUAACCCUGCAGCAGGGAAUGCACAAAAUCCCAAUAUGCCAACAAUGCACAACAUGAAUCAAAUACCUAUGGGGAUGCAACCUUAUGGCCAGCCGCAAUACCGAGGACAAGUGCCAGUUCAAGAUCCAGCAGCAAUGCGAAAACGCACCCCUAGCAAGAGCAAACCCUCUGGGCCACACCCUCAAAAUGAAGAAGCAGACGAACCUUCUGGCGAUGAAUUGGACGAUAUUUCUACUAGAGAUAUUGCAAUGGCACGAUAUAAGCGUAACCAUGAUUACUUGUCUGAAAUUUUCACGCCUUAUACGUCGUCCUCAAUUAUUCCACCACCGUUCAAUUUGUCAAAGUCAGAGGAAGAGUUAAAUCAAUCUAUUAAGGAGACGGAGGAUGAAAUCACGCGAUCGAAAGUACAACAUACCGAGAAACUUAACUCUAUAAGGCAGAAAAUCGAUGGCUUCUGGAAAAAUAUGAAUGAAGUCAAGGAUAUUUCCGAUUUGGAGGUGAGUUAUCUCUGAUACGUAAUGGUCUGCCGUCGAUCUGCGAUGUUUAAAUUCGUUUGAAAAUAGGGUGUUUUGCGUUCACAGAAAAGCAUGGAAGAAUCAUCAAAUCUGAAAAUGGAGCAUAAUGCUGAACUCGUCCACCAUGUUCAAAUACCAGGAUUAGAGGCAGAAGAUCCAAUUCCAGAUCAUACAUCCAACUUGAUCCGAAACGUGAGCUCCAUACCUGGGGUGGACUCUCAAAUCAGCAACGAACCACAACUAGAG